Messenger RNA from Uloborus diversus, 1516 nucleotides. Its product is annotated as dual specificity mitogen-activated protein kinase kinase 7-like. The transcript has 10 exons. NCBI's taxonomy places the organism in Eukaryota, Metazoa, Arthropoda, Arachnida, Araneae, Uloboridae. Gene Ontology annotation, biological process: protein phosphorylation. Gene Ontology annotation, molecular function: protein kinase activity; ATP binding. The record is from RefSeq and is a predicted model, not a curated record. Bases 16 to 1251 code for a protein of 411 amino acids.
GUGAUAAAUUCUGACAUGGCGACUAUGGCAUCGUUUCAUAACAAACUAAUGAACUUAGAAGCUCGUUUAAGAGCAGAAAAUGAAGCUAGAAGUCGAGAUAAAUUGCCAAGGGAUUUAACAACUGGAUUUACGAGUCCACAACAUACUCCCAGACCUAGACUAAAAAAUCUUCCAAUUGGAGAAUUUGGCUCCCCUGGACGACCGUCUUCUUCUAGCCGUUCUAGAAAACCUUUUAUGCUUCCACAGUCUCAACCAAGUAUGAAGAUGUCUGAUAAUGGAAUUAGUGAAACAGAUUGGAAACUACAAGAAAUUAUGAAACAAGCAAAUAUUUUGACUAUCAAUGGAAUUAAAUACAGUGCGGAUAUGAAAGACUUGGAACAAAUUGGAGAACUUGGAACGGGAACUUGUGGCCAUGUAGUCAAAAUGAGGCAUUUACCCACAAAUAAAGUUAUUGCUGUCAAACAAAUGAGGAGAUCGGGAAAUAAGGAAGAAAACAAGAGGAUUACAAUGGACUUAGAUGUAGUUCUCAGAUGCCAUGAUUGUCCUCAUAUUGUACAGUGUUUUGGUUAUUUUAUAACUGAAUCUGAUGUGUGGAUUUGCAUGGAGUUGAUGGCCACUUGUCUCGAUAAGUUAUUAAAAAAACUGAUGGCUCCUAUUCCAGAACAAAUCUUGGGGAAAAUGGCAGUUGCUAUUGUCAAAGCCCUACAUUAUCUAAAGGAAAAGCAUGGUGUGAUUCAUAGAGAUGUAAAGCCAUCCAAUAUACUUUUAGAUGAAAAUGGCACAGUCAAACUAUGUGAUUUUGGAAUUAGUGGGAGAUUGGUUGAUUCAAAAGCCAAAACAAGAUCUGCUGGUUGUGCAGCAUACAUGGCUCCAGAAAGAAUAGAUCCUCCUGAUCCUGAACGUCCCGAUUAUGAUAUUAGAGCUGAUGUGUGGAGUUUAGGGAUAUCUCUUGUGGAACUUGCUACUGGUAAAUUUCCUUAUCAGGAUUGUAAAACAGAUUUUGAAGUUUUGAGCAAAGUUUUGCAGGAAGACCCUCCAAGGUUGCCUUCAAAUUCAGCGUUUUCCCUUGAUUUCUGCUCAUUUGUUCAAGUAUGUUUGACAAAAGAUUACAGAAAGAGGCCCAAGUACAGAGAAUUACUUGAACAUAACUUCGUGAAAAGGUAUGAAAAGGCGAAUGUUGAUGUUGCUGCAUGGUUUGCAACUGUUAUGCAAAAAGGAACUCCUCGAACAUUUAGGUUCAGGUACAAAUGAUGGAAUCCUUUGUUUCACUGGUUGAAACAUCUGAGAUUCAUAAAUAUUUUAUUAGCUCCACUUAAUUGCCAAAUUUCAUCACUCAAGUCAUCUAGAAUUGAGUUCUUCCUAAGGCAAGGUUGUUUGGAGACGUUGUUGAUCCGAUCAGUUUUAGACCACAGAAUAUAUGCUGGAAACACUGUAAAUGGCAGACCAUAUUUGUGUCAAAACUGAAAAUAUUCUUGAAUUGUCAGGCAGCUCUAUGUAAACUAAUCCUGUAUUUAUG